Molecule: messenger RNA, 2503 nt
Organism: Salarias fasciatus (jewelled blenny)
Lineage: Eukaryota; Metazoa; Chordata; Actinopteri; Blenniiformes; Blenniidae
Product: zinc finger protein 2 homolog
Exons: 3
Coding region: 13-1902 (629 amino acids)
Source: RefSeq, a predicted model, not a curated record
UACUGAAAAAAAAUGACUCCAAUUCAGGCUUUGAGAGACUUUAUCGACGAGCGACUAAAUGCUGCUGGUGGAGAAAUAUUCACCGUGUUUCUACAAACUAUCGGGCAGUACGAGGAGGAGGUUUGUCGUCAGCGCAGACUGCUGCAGCUCGGUGGGAAACCUCAGAUCAAGUUAAAAGGACCAGAGAGUCUGCAGAUACACGUUGGUAACCAGAAGACGAGCUCCAGUCUGGAGCAGGAAGAACAUGAAGCUCCACACAUUAAAGAGGAGGAGGAUCUUGUUGAAGAAAUGGUUACUGAUGGUGGAAAUGAAGAUUCUCACCGCUCUGUGAGGGACUUGACCACCCGGCGACUGAAUGCUGCGGCUGUGGAAAUAUUCACCGUGUUUCAACAAACUGUCGACCAGUACAAGCAGGAGAUUGAUCGUCAGCAUAGACUGUACGAAAUCAUCUGGAAACCUCAACUCAAGUUACACAGAACAGAGCUUCAACAACACCAUGACUGUCAGGAGGAGCAGCUCGUUAAACAGGAAACAAACUACUGUGUAGAGCAGCAGGAACCAGAAGCUCCACAGGUCAAAGAGGAAGAGGAAGAACCAGGAUUUCUACAGUUUAAAGAGGAAGAAGACGAACCAGAGCCUUCACAAAUUGAGGAGCACCAGGAACUGGGUACCAGUCAGGAGAAACUGAAGUUUCAAAGUGACCUGAGUGAACCAGAAGAAGCACCGGACAGUGAGCAGUUCCUCUCUCAUGACUCUGAAGUCCACCAUGUGAAAAAACAAACGGACUCAGAAUCAACUGUGAAUGCAGAGCAGAGAAAAACAAGCAUAGUUCACAGUGACCGUGUGGAGAACUCUCCUGUGUCAGAGAAGCAGGCAGAAUGUGAAAAGCUUCUCCGUGAGGAAACCUGUGGGAAAAAUGUUCAUCAGAAACAGAAAUUAAGUCAGAAGUCAGGAACUGGCACCGAGAAGAAGAAAACAAUUUGUGGAAUCUGUGGAAAAAUUUACAAACAGCAGGGUCGUUUGUUGAACCAUAUGAAAACUCAUGCAGACGGGAAGCGCAAUUCUUGUGAAACAUGUGGAAAAACUUUCAGUUGGCAGAGUAAUUUGGUGCGUCACAAGAGAACUCACACAGGUGAGAAGCCGUAUUCUUGUGAAACAUGUGGGAGACGUUUUAUUUCAAAGAGUCAUUUGUUCAUUCACAAGAGAACCCACACAGGUGAGAAGCCGUAUUCUUGUGAAACAUGUGGAAAAACUUUCAGUUCACAGAGUGCUUUGUUGCGUCACAAGAGAACUCACACAGGUGAGAAGCCGUAUUCUUGUGAAACGUGUGGGAGAAGUUUCAAUCGACAAUCAACUUUGAGAGUCCACAAGAGGAUUCAUUCAGGAGAGAAGCCGUAUUCUUGUGAAACAUGUGGUGAAAGUUUCAGAGUUAAAGGGUCUUUGUUGGUCCACAUGAGUACUCACAGGGCAGAGAAGCCAUUUUCUUGUGUAACAUGUGGGACAAGUUUCCGCCAUCGGCACAAUUUGGUGGUCCACAUGAGAACUCACACAGGAGAAAAGCCGUUCUCUUGUGAAACAUGUGGGGAAAGUUUCUGCUAUCGCAGCAGUUUGGUGGUUCACAAGAGAACUCACACAGGUGAGAAGCCGUUCUCUUGUGAAACAUGUGGGGAAAGUUUCUGCUAUCGCAGCAGUUUGAUAGUCCACAAGAGGAUCCAUUCAAGAGAGAAGCCGUUUUCUUUUGAAACAUGUGAGACAAGUUUCAGUCUGCAGUCAAAUUUGUUAGUCCACAAGAGAAGUCACACAGGUGAGAAGCCGUAUUCUUGUGUAACAUGUGGGGAAAGUUUCGUUGCAAAGACGACUCUGCUGAACCACAUGAGAACUCACACGGGUGGGAAGCUAUAGUCCUGUCAUAUGUGUGGAAAAAGUUUCCACACAUAUGGAAAAAGUUGAGGGCCUUAUUCCCCUCAGUAAAUCAAGUAUUUUCUUUACAUUUUGGGGUUCAUUUGCGUGAUAACGGUUCUCAGAGCCACAGAAAAUGUAAUGUUUUUCGAACUGCUGUGUUUCAAUAUUGAAUUCUUGUAAAGCUUCUCAGGGUCUGUCAUGUAGACGAUCUUCAUCUAUCAGGCCUGAGGUUAUUGUUGUUAUUCUGUUUGAAAUACUUGAGGUGUUUAUCUUAUAAUCUACUUUUAGAGCAGAGCUUGGUUCCUUCUCCGUUUUGUCUUUUUGCAGUUUGGGCAGUACUGUAGUUAUUGCUUCUCUCCAGGAGGGGGCAGUAGCUCCAUUGACUAAAAUCUGAUAAAGGCAGUUUGGAGUCCUGGAAUCAAUCUUUUACCAAUUUUUAAGCCACUCAUAUGGAAAGCCAUCACUUCCAGGAUGUGGAUUUCUUUGUGUUUCUCCACGAAUUGCUUCAGUUCAGCCUGUAAUGUGUGGAGUUGUUUUACCUUUUCUUUUUCAUGUUUUUUAAUUGCAAUUAUUUUCUUCUCGUGACUGCUUUUAAUCCAUC